AUGAAAUAACAGAUUAAAGUAUUCUACGAAUUAGAAGAAUUAUUAAACUCUUCGCCUUAAUCUCAUUAGGUUCUCCAUUUUAAUCUGAAUUGUAAUAAUAUUGGUGCAAUAGGUGUAUCAGGCUUAGGUUCUGCUUUAGAAAAGUGCACUAAUCUCUCAAAUUUGACACUUGAACUUAUAUACAAUUAAAUGGGCGAUUAAGGUGCAUCAGACUUAUGUCCUGUUUUAGAAAAUUGCACUAAUCUCUCAAAUUUAACACUUAUUCUAAUAUAUAAUUAAAUUGGUGAUUAAGGUGCAUUAGGAUUAGGUUUUGGUUUAGUAAAUUGCACUAAUCUCUCAAAUUUGACACUUAAUCUUUAGGAGAAUAAAAUUGGUGCAACAGGUGGAUCAGGCUUAGGUUCUGGUUUAGGAAAUUGUACUAAUCUCUCAAAAUUGACACUAAAUCUUAAAGAUAAUAAUAUCGGUGCAAUAGGUGCAUCAGGCUUAGGUUCUGGUUUAGCAAAUUGCACUAAUCUUUCUAAUUUGACACUUUAACUUCAUACCAAUUAAAUUGGUGACUAAGGUGCAUCAGGUUUAUGUUUAGGUUUAUCAAAUUGCACUAAUCUCUCAACUUUGAAAGUUAACUUUUUUUUGAAUGAAAUUGGGGCAAUAGGUAUAUCAGGCUUAGUUUCUGGCUUAGCAAAUUGCACUAAUCUCUCAAAUUUGAAACUUAAUCUUCGUGCAAAUUUUAUUGGUACAAUAGGUGCAUCAGAUUUAGGUUUUGGUUUAGCAAUUUGCACUAAUCUCUCAAAUUUGAAACUUGAAUUUUUGUAAAAACAGUUUAAUUGUUUCAGAUUGUGA
Tetrahymena thermophila SB210 is the source of this 840-nucleotide messenger RNA. RefSeq names its product cyclic nucleotide-binding domain protein. Lineage: Eukaryota; Ciliophora; Oligohymenophorea; Hymenostomatida; Tetrahymenidae. Gene Ontology annotation, cellular component: cytosol; nucleus; perinuclear region of cytoplasm. Gene Ontology annotation, molecular function: small GTPase binding; GTPase activator activity. The transcript has 11 exons. The record is from RefSeq and is a predicted model, not a curated record. Gene Ontology annotation, biological process: activation of GTPase activity; nucleocytoplasmic transport.